UCCGCAGCAGCGAUGCUCCCGCCAGACCAGGCCGGCCUCGGUGCUUUGUCUGCGGGCUGGCGGUAGAUCGGUAGGUCGGUGCGGGUCGCGGCUCUCAGUCAUGGUGCAGAAAUCCCGGAACGGCGGGGUUUUCCCCGGAGCGCAGGCCGACCAGAAGAAGCUGAAGGUCGGCUUCGUGGGUCUGGAGGCCGGAGGGACCGAGUCCAGCAGGGACGGAGCUCUGCUCAUAUCAGGUGGGGAGGAGGGACCUCGGCGGCAGCGCAGCAGCGUCUCCGGAGGAAAGAAACCUCCGAAACGAAACGCUCUCUACAGACGACUGCAGAACUUCCUGUACAACGUCCUAGAGAGACCUCGAGGAUGGGCCUUCAUCUACCACGCAUACGUGUUCCUGCUGGUGUUCUCCUGUCUGGUUCUGUCUGUGUUCUCCACCAUCAAAGAGUACGAAAAGAGUUCAGAGGACGCUCUCUACAUCCUGGAAGUGGUGACCAUCGUGGUGUUCGGUGUGGAGUACAUGGUGAGGAUCUGGGCUGCAGGUUGUUGUUGUCGGUACAGAGGAUGGAGAGGACGACUCAAAUUCGCCAGAAAACCCUUCUGUGUCAUAGACAUCAUGGUGCUGAUCGCGUCCAUCUCAGUCUUGGCUGCAGGGACUCAGGGCAACGUCUUUGCCACGUCUGCGAUCCGGUCUCUUCGGUUCCUUCAGAUCCUGAGGAUGAUCCGGAUGGACCGGCGAGGAGGAACCUGGAAACUGCUGGGAUCAGUGGUCUACGCCCACAGCAAGGAGUUGAUCACAGCCUGGUAUAUCGGCUUCUUGUGUCUCAUUCUGGCCAGUUUCCUCGUUUAUUUGGCAGAAAAGGAAGACAACGAACAGUUUGAGACUUACGCCGACGCACUCUGGUGGGGACUGAUCACCUUGACAACCAUUGGUUAUGGCGAUAAAUUCCCCAUCACCUGGAACGGACGUCUGCUGGCUGCGACCUUCACGCUGAUCGGAGUUUCGUUCUUCGCUCUGCCCGCUGGGAUCCUGGGUUCUGGAUUUGCUCUGAAGGUUCAGGAGCAGCACCGGCAGAAACACUUCGAGAAGAGACGAAACCCAGCAGCCGGACUCAUACAGGCGGCGUGGAGGGUUUACGCCACAAAUCUGACCCGAACAGAUCUGACUUCAACAUGGGAUUAUUACGAGAGGACUGUCUCUGUCCCCAUGUACAGGUUGAUUCCUCCUCUCAAUCAGCUGGAUUUAUUGAGGAACCUCAAGAACAAAUCAGGACUCUCAUUCAGGAAAGACGUCCAGCCUGAACCGUCUCCCAGUCAGAAGGUCAGUCUGAAGGAGAGGGUCUUCUCGUCUCCGCGGAGCUCAGGAACCAAAGGGAAAGGUUCUCCUCAGCACGUGGUUUCCACAGUCGGCCCCGGUGUGAGUCCUGGUCCUGGUGUGGCUCCUGGAGUUCCUGGAGGUCCGGGGGGAGUCCAGGCCCUGCGACGGUCCCCCAGCAUGGAGCCCAAUCUGGAGGACAGUCCCAGCAAGGUUCCAAAGAGCUGGAGCUUUGGAGAACGCAGCAGAACCCGACAGGCGUUCAGGAUCCGAGGAGCUGCCUCCCGCCAAAACUCUGAAGUGCUGAUAGAGAUGCAGGAUGAAGAGUUCAGACAGAAGAACUCCCCAGAGGCCAGCCUGCCAGGAGAAGACAUGGCCGACGACAACAAGAGCUGUCACUGUGAGUUUGUCCCUCAGGAUCUGACCCCAGGGUUAAAGGUCACCAUCAGAGCCAUCUGCAUCAUGCGUUUCAUGGUGUCGAAGAGGAAAUUUAAGGAGAGUCUUCGUCCCUAUGAUGUCAUGGACGUGAUUGAACAGUACUCAGCCGGACACCUGGACAUGCUCGCCCGCAUCAAGAACCUCCAGUCAAGAGUGGAUCAGAUAGUCGGCAGAGGGACACCAAUUGCAGACAAAGACCGUCCCAAAGCAGCCAGUGAGGAGCUCCCUGAUGAUCCGAGCAUGAUGGGACGGCUGGGGAAGGUGGAGAAGCAGGUCCUGUCAAUGGAGAGAAAGUUGGACUUCCUGGUUAACAUCUACAUCCAGCGAAUGGGAAUACCUCAGGCUGAGACAGACGCCUACUUCGGAUCCAAGGAGCCAGACCCGGCCCCGCCCUACCACAGUCCGGUGGAUCAGCUGGAGAAGAGCCAGUCCAUCAAUAAAAUCCAGCAGGUGACUGGCGACCAUACAGAGAAGACCCGUUUUGGGACGAAGAUGGUCCGCUCCAGCAGCUCGACUGGACAAAGAAACUGCAACACCCCCACCUGCCCCCCCUCCACCUCCUGGCAGCCAAUCAGCUCCCAACUCCACCAGCAGGCCCCACCCCCUCCUCAGCGCAGCCACGGUAACACUCCGAGUCCGGUGGGAGACGGGUCACUGGUUCGACUCCCACCUCCCCCAGCUGGGGAGAGACACGGCGGGAACCGUUCGAAUCGGCACAGCAACGGAGAGCGAGGGGGGGCAGAGAGACAGGAGAGGGGAGGAGGAGGACGGGCAAGUGGGGCUGGGGAAGGAGGAGGAGAAGGAGGGGAGGAGGUGAAGCAGGACAGCGACACCUCCAUCUCCAUCCCGUCAGUGGACCACGAGGAGCUGGAGCGCUCCUUCAGCGGCUUCUCCAUCUCCCAGUCCAGAGAGAACCUGGAUUUCCUCAACAAUAGCUUCUACUCCUCCACCAACCUGGGAGACCACCGAGGAGGAGGUGGCAGCGCCCGCUGUGCCACCAUCAGGCCUUACAUCGCUGAGGGCGAGUCAGACUCCGACUCAGAGCUCUGCGCCCCAUCGCCGCACUCGGACCGGGCCUGGACCGGAACCAAGUAGAGUUGAAGGUAAACUGGAGCAGAACCAGCAGAACCCUUAAAAUAAUUCAAAUGUGAAUGACAACUAUGAAACUGUGAAGUGCAACAGGUCCAAGUUAACGGACAGAGUCAAAAACUUAUAACACCAGCUGGAAGUUCAGAGUGAAGCAUCAUGGGAACAGCAAGCGUCAUGGUGUUUUUAUCUGUGUGAAUGUUUUAACGUGUAUGGCAAAUGUUUGUCCUCACUGUCACUGAUUAGUUAACUGCUGGGACACGCUCACACCUGAUAUGUUCACUGCAGGGACACGCUUGCGCCUGAUUGGUUAACUGCUGCAACACGCUUGCACAUGAUUAGCUCACUGCUGCGACAUGCUCACACCUGAUUGGAUCAUUAUUAUUAUCAGAAGCUUACUGUUCAAUUUAAUCAUUACCUUUUUAAAAAACAACUGAACAAUUGACUGAUACAUCACCAUGACAACAGACACAGCUGUUGUUCUCUCUAUUUCUUGUACAGAGCAAUUGAUUUGUUUAUUCUGCCCCCUAAAGGCAGAGAGUGGUAACUACAGAAAAGGUUCAAAUGUUCAGGCGUGAUCAAAAGGUGGUGUUGUCUUCAUUAAAUGUGUUUUUAUUCUGAUUAUUUUACUCCAAAAAUUCACUGUCACAGACCCAAAGAGGAUUUAUAAAGAAUAUUUAUCUGCACUCUCUGAAUAAUCUUGUCACUGACAGAUUUUAUCAGUUGCUAAGCUAAUAUAAAGCUAACAGUACCUCCAAGAACUACUUGAAGACAUAAUCUUCACAAGAUUUUUUUGUAUUUCCAGUUGAUUUGUUUGAAAACAAGAACCCUGUUAAAGUUGUCUAUGAUGGCUGCAUACAUGAUAUCAUGCUAACAAACUUAGGCUAACACUAACAGCUUCUCUACUCUUUUGCACGAAUUUUUGGAAAGUUGAUCAAAGGACAUGACCCUCAAAAAGUAUAUCCCCUAACAGUCAUGCUACCCAGUUACAGUUGCUAAGCUGUGAUUGGACAGUUGCUGUUCGGGGGAGGGGUUUUGUAAACUGUAAGUUAAGACUCCCAUAACUCCCAUAUGACUUCAAUGCAGCUGUCUUACACAAUCAUGAUGUCAUAAAAACAUUAUAGUGCUUAUAUAUAAUGUAAUCAUCAAACUGUUAAUUCUUCUAUAAGUAAUAUUCAUUAUUAAUCCCAACAAUUCAUUAAAUAACAGCAACAGGAAUGUUAACAUAAUACUGAUGAUAAAAUGUUUGAUGAAUGAAUUUGUGAAUCAGCUACUGAAUCUGGCCAGCAGGGAGAAGUCAGGACAAUCAGUCACUACAGGAAACCAAAAUAAGACAAACUUACCAAAAUAAAAGUCUGUUUUACUGCCUGAGUUCUGGAUAAAGAGCUCAACAUUUCUUACCAGCAGUGAAGAUAAAUACAGAGUUUCCCUGGGGAUGCCACAGGUGUCAUUAUUAAGUCCCACCCCGGAAACCACACAUACAAGGUUUAGAUGUAACAGUUUGUAGUUAAGAGAUUUCAUCAGUAAAUAGACUGAUUUCAUCAUCAGGAUGAAGAUGAAGAGUAAAUGCUCAGCUGAUCGAUCAGUUCUUCUUUGAUCAGCUGAUGAAAGUGACUCAUUAUUCAGUGACCUGCUGCUUGCUGACCUGCUCAUUAACUUAUUAGUCUGAAUGUAGAAACACUUCAUUUAAUGUUUCCAUGGGGACCAUGUUUCCAUGGUGACAUUUCCUUCCUUCCUGACAUUUUUGUUUGCUAGUAAAAGUUUGUCACAGAUGUUAAACUGAUUACAUUAAACUUUUGAAUUAAUUUUUUAGACUUUUGUGAAGGGUUUUUGUCAUCUGACCGUCAACCUGUGUGGAAAUGUCUAAACCUGUUCUGGAUUAAUUUUCAAAUACAACAAUGUAGAUCUUUGUUCAAACAACCUGAUAGUAUUAAAAUAUUAUCACACUUUUUAAUGGUCACUUCUAUCAGUUCCUUCAAAAUCCUUUAAAUGAGUUCUGGCAAAAAAGCGGUACGAAUAAAUCUUUGUGUUAAAUCUUGUUUCUGUAGCUGAGACUGUAAAACACAAACUGUAUCUUUGUACAGAAUGUUGCUUGUUUGAUUGUAUUUCAGUAUGAAUAAACCUUUAAC
Molecule: messenger RNA, 4959 nt
Organism: Seriola dumerili (greater amberjack)
Lineage: Eukaryota; Metazoa; Chordata; Actinopteri; Carangiformes; Carangidae
Product: potassium voltage-gated channel subfamily KQT member 2-like
Exons: 19
Coding region: 101-2839 (912 amino acids)
Biological process (GO): potassium ion transport; transmembrane transport
Cellular component (GO): membrane
Molecular function (GO): voltage-gated potassium channel activity
Source: RefSeq, a predicted model, not a curated record